CCAAAGCGGCAUACGACCUAAGCUCAGUUGCUGGUUAAACGUCGAGAUGUUGAGAUUAUCGAGCAAGUGCAGUGCCGGUGGCUUUAACCACCUCCUCGUCCCGGCUGCAGUGCUACUAAUAAUCCUUCAAGCAAUCAAUUUAACCGAGGGCCAGACUUCCGAUUACUGCCUCGACUCUUUGUGCGCGUUGUAUAAUGGAACCCAUACGGUGCAAGUGCCACACAUUGCCUGCCAUAAUAAUGGCAGCUUUGAUGCCGUUCGUUGUGGCCCCCAGCCAAAGCUAUUGGACAUGAGUGAUCGCCGCAAACAGCUGUUACUGGAUAUGCAUAAUUUGGCUAGAUCUAAAAUAGCUAGCGGUGAUUUACCUGGCUAUAAGAGCGCAUCUCAUAUGCCGCUGAUGCGCUGGGACUCCGAACUGGAAUACCUGGCCGGACUACAUGCCAAACGCUGUCAGUUCGCUCAUGAUAAAUGCCGGAAUACACCUCGUUUUAAGAUCAGUGGACAAAAUAUUGGUUAUUUCUGGAUAGGACGGGAAUUCAAGUCGCAUUCCAAGCGCAUGAAAUCGUUCGUGCUCAAUUGGUUUAAAGAGUAUCUGGAUGCCGAUCAAAGUUUCAUUGAUAGCUAUCAUUUGCAUCCAGAAAAUAAAAAAAUUGGACACUUUACAAUGCUGGUCUCGGAUCGUGCGCAUCGUGUUGGCUGUGCUGCAGUGCAUUUCCUUGAAUCCAAAUCCAAUCGUUUCCAAUUCAUGUUGACUUGCAACUACGACUACAAUAACAUUUUCAAUGAGCCCAUCUAUCAGACGGGUCCCCCAGCCUCUAAGUGUCAAUUGAAUCAUGUCAGUGAGAAGUUUCCAUCACUAUGCGAUUGGAAAGUUGAUGAUGACAGCGAGGAAAGUCUCGAAGAUGAAAAUAUGCUGGACAACAAUGUACCCCUUUAAAUAUCACCAUCUUACCAUGAUUUCAUAUCUGUAUUAUAUGUAUGUAAUUUUUUUUUUCAUUAACAUCACACAUUCAU
Molecule: messenger RNA, 1014 nt
Organism: Drosophila willistoni
Lineage: Eukaryota; Metazoa; Arthropoda; Insecta; Diptera; Drosophilidae
Product: antigen 5 like allergen Cul n 1
Exons: 2
Coding region: 47-937 (296 amino acids)
Source: RefSeq, a predicted model, not a curated record